GUCCAAUAAUCGCCUGCGCCGAGAUCGGCCGGAAGAGAUAGAGCUCCCUCCAACAGUCAUAAACACGAACGCGAGCGGACUACUAUCUCUGAAGCCCGGCCUCAACGCUAGCUGGUCUUGUAUCUAUGGGUCUUCCGUUGAGCGGGCAAUGAAGAACACGGCGGACAGUCAUACUGAACCCUUGCUCCAGAAUUUACUUCGAGGUAUGAAUGGUUGGUAUCCAAAAAUUCAGGACGAUAAAUUUUAUGACUCGGUGUUCUUUCCUCCUUCAUCCACUUCACAUCGAGAGGCAAACUUAACAUCUUCAGCCAAAUAUAAAGAAUAAAUUUAUAUUUGGCAACCCAAUUUCCCUCAAUCUUCAAAGCUUUUUCGAACCCCAAUUGCACUCGCAUCUGCUUAAAGGAGACAGCAAGAUGUGUGGCAUCUUCGCCUGUCACUCGCACCCUGACGUGUGCAAGUUCAAGCCGACGGCUCUGCGACUGGCUAAGCAAAUCCGCCACCGUGGUCCCGAUUGGAGUGGAAAUGUGAUUUGCAACAACACGAUCUUGUGCCAUGAGCGCCUCAGUAUUGUCGGCGUUGAAUCCGGCGCCCAGCCUCUGACCAACGAGGAUGGCAGCAUCGUGCUCGCCGUCAACGGUGAGAUCUACAACCACCGUCUGAUCCGAAAGAACUUGAAGACGCCGUACCACUUCAAGACGCAUUCCGACUGUGAAGUCAUCAUUCCCCUGUAUAUGGAGUACGGUCUCGAUGCGCCCAAAUACCUCGAUGGCAUGUUUUCUUUCGUGCUGUACGACAAGAAGCUCGACCGAACGAUUUGCGCGCGCGACCCCAUUGGUAUCACAACAUUUUACCAAGGCUGGUCCUCGAAAGAGCCCGAAACCUCAUACUUCGCUUCGGAGCUGAAGUGCCUCCAUACCGUUUGCGACAACAUACGCGCGUUUCCUCCGGGACAUGUGUACGACACCAAGACGGGUGAGACUACGCGUUAUUUCCAGCCCACGUGGUGGGAUGGCUCAAAAGUACCGGAGACGCCGCUUGAUCUCAAGCUUGUUCGAGAGUCUCUGGAGCGAUCCGUGAGGAAACGACUUAUGGCUGAAGUCCCAUACGGUGUGCUUUUGUCGGGUGGGUUGGACUCGAGUCUGGUCGCGUCCAUUGCACAACGGGAGACGUUGAGGUUGAAGAAGCUGGCUUUGGCUGGCAACGGCGACGUCGAAGUCAAGCCAAAGGACCAAGACAAGGGCGAGGGACUGGUUGGUAUCGACGACCACGACAAGCUGUCGACCGUGACGUACCUCCCUCAACUCAACUCAUUCUCCAUCGGUCUGCCGGGCUCGCCUGACAACGAAGCUGCCGUGAAGGUGGCCAAGUUCCUCGGCACCAAGCACCACGUCAUGACCUUCACUAUCGAGGAUGGCCUCAACGCUCUGUCCGAUGUCAUCUACUACCUCGAGAGCUACGAUGUGACGACGAUCCGUGCCUCGACUCCCAUGUACCUUCUCUCAAGGAAGAUCAAGGCCAUGGGUGUGAAGAUGGUUCUCAGUGGAGAGGGAAGUGACGAAAUCUUUGGUGGAUAUCUAUAUUUCCAUGCUGCGCCCGACAAAAAGGCUUUCCACGAGGAGACUGUCCGCCGUGUCAAGAACUUGCACUUUGCAGACUGCCUCCGAGCCAACAAGUCCACCUCAGCCUGGGGUCUCGAAGCCCGAGUGCCUUUCCUUGACAAGCAGUUCCUGGAAGACUGCAUGAACAUCGACCCUCAAGAGAAGAUGAUCACCAAGGACAAGAUCGAGAAGCACAUCUUGCGGAAAGCCUUUGACACAUCCGACGAUCCUACCGCCGAGCCUUACCUACCCGAUGAGAUUCUCUGGCGUCAAAAAGAGCAAUUCUCCGAUGGUGUUGGCUACGGCUGGAUCGAUGCGCUGAAGGACAACGCUGAGCUCCUCGUCACGGACGAGAUGAUGAAGAACCCCAAGCCCGAAUGGGGUGACGACAUUCCGGAUACCAAAGAGGCGUAUUGGUACCGAACAAUAUUCGACGAGCACUUCCCUCCUCACUGUGCAUCGACAGUGAUGCGAUGGACACCUACGUGGUCCAAGCAGACCGAUCCCAGUGGAAGGGCCAUCUCGACACACCAACAGAAGUACGACGAAGAGGCGUAACGGGGCAGUGUCGGAAUAUGUGGUCCAUCUAUCCUAUCUCUUUGGGUGGGCCUAAUUGACCAGUUCUUCUGAUGAUUGCACUAGGCUAUUGGGUGAAAAUGUGGAUUCCUAGACUUGGAUCUUGGCAAAAGAGGAUGCGAUGCUGGACUCGGGAUGAGAAUCUAUACCAUAGACUAAAUACAUAGGCUUGCCAUGUAGACGGCCUGGCCUCACU
This is a messenger RNA of Pseudomassariella vexata, 2370 nucleotides long. RefSeq names its product asparagine synthase. Gene Ontology annotation, cellular component: cytosol. The record is from RefSeq and is a predicted model, not a curated record. The coding region runs from base 414 to 2156 and encodes 580 amino acids. Lineage: Eukaryota; Fungi; Ascomycota; Sordariomycetes; Amphisphaeriales; Pseudomassariaceae. Gene Ontology annotation, molecular function: asparagine synthase (glutamine-hydrolyzing) activity. The transcript has 8 exons.